Molecule: messenger RNA, 1500 nt
Organism: Leishmania mexicana MHOM/GT/2001/U1103
Lineage: Eukaryota; Euglenozoa; Kinetoplastea; Trypanosomatida; Trypanosomatidae
Product: translation initiation factor 2 subunit,putative
Molecular function (GO): S-methyl-5-thioribose-1-phosphate isomerase activity
Source: RefSeq, a predicted model, not a curated record
AUGCGCUUUUCUUUUAGGGGUGGGGGGAGGGAGGGACUCCCGGUAGACGCGCCAUGCCUCCCGUGCGCGACGCCGUUGUCUUUUAUCUCCACUCCUUUCUGCCUCUCCUGUCUUCACUUUGGCGUUUUUGUGUUCUGUCAUCCACCGAAGUCCCGCGCUACCAUUGACCCUCUCCUCCUUACAACCCAACCCAACCACAAGACAAGCGCCGCACACGCCAAACUGAGAGAAGCGCGCAAAGAAACCUACCCAUACAGAGUAAGAAAUCGCUCUAUUCUCACCCCGCCGCCUCUCCAGAAGGGUUUCUCUCCCGCUGCCUGCACCACCCCCUCCACCCCUCUCAAUCCAUCCCUCUUGGAACUAUCGACGGUCAUGAUGUCCAAACCGCAUCACGCCACGCUGGAGUCGAUCAAGUACACGCCUGGUUCUCUGCGCCUGCUGGAUCAGCGGAAGCUGCCUCUCGAGACCGUAUUCGACGAUGUCCUCACCGUGGAAGAUAUUUGGUCGGCCAUCAAGGAGAUGCGCGUCCGUGGCGCUCCGGCAAUCGCUGUCAGCGCCGCACUCGGCAUUGCCGUGGCGACCCAGAGAAAAGUUGCCAACGGCGAGCUCAAGAGCGGUGGUGAGGUGCAGACCUUCCUACUGACGAGCUGUGACUUUGUGAUGACUAGCAGACCGACCGCCGUGAACCUCUUCAACUGCCUGCGCGACCUUAAGGCGCAGGUGGAUAAACUUGACCUGACGAAGGCGGCUGCCGAGGUGGCGCAGGCCUUCGUAGAGCUGGCGGAGGCGGUGUACACAAAGGAUGUGGCCUUUAACGAGGGCAUUAUGCAGCACGGCGCAGCGCAUAUUUUUGCUGCUGCCAAGGCCGAAGGCCGCGACAAGGUGAGCAUUCUCACCAUCUGUAACACCGGCGCCCUCGCAACGUCACGCUACGGCACGGCACUCGGCGUCGUGCGCCAACUCUUCUACGACGGCAACCUCGAGAAGGUGUAUGCGUGUGAGACUCGGCCGUGGAACCAGGGUGCUCGACUCACAGUGUACGAGUGUGUGCAGGAGGGCAUCCCGUGCACGCUCAUCUGCGACGGCGCGGCCUCGUCACUGAUGAAGAAUAACAAGAUCGACGCCAUCGUCGUUGGUGCCGACCGCAUUUGCCAGAACGGAGACACGGCGAACAAGAUCGGUACGUACAACUUAGCGGUGUCGGCCAUGUUUCACGGGGUGAAGCUGUAUGUCGCCGCUCCUACCACGACGCUGGACGCAAAGACCGCUAGCGGCAACCACGUCGAGAUUGAAGAGCGCGAGCCGACGGAAAUCACAACGAACAUGGUGACAAAGCAGCGCGUUGUGGCGGAUGGACCACACUUGUCCAUCUGGAACCCUGUCUUCGACAUCACGCCAGGUGAACUGAUCACUGGCGGGAUCAUCACGGAAAAGGGUGUACAGGCACCCGCGACAAGCGCCCCGUACUACGACAUUGCGUCCAUCAUCGCCCAGCCAUGA